Messenger RNA from Petromyzon marinus (sea lamprey), 7358 nucleotides. Lineage: Eukaryota; Metazoa; Chordata; Hyperoartia; Petromyzontiformes; Petromyzontidae. The record is from RefSeq and is a predicted model, not a curated record.
UUAUUUAUUUUUGUUUUAUUUCUUGUUUUUUUUACGUCCUUCCCCACCCCCCCCACCACCACCACCUCCUAACUGGUUUUGGUUAUGGAGGGUUGGUUGGCCUCGUACUGUCGCUUGCGAACAAUAUUAUAGUGUAGACGUAUUUUUGUGAACACGCACAACCACCAAAUUACACUUAGGGGUUGAGAUGAUUAGAUGACUACUUAAAAUAAUAAUUAAAAUUAAUUUCGAUGAAAUAAUAGCCCACAUUCACGACGUGUAUUAUUAAUAUAGUCGGAUUUCUCAAAAUAGUACGAAGACUGAAUACGUAAUUUGUUAAACUAUUUAAAUGAUAACAGCUUAGCGGUGACCCUAUGCCCCACACCCCCCUCCCCCCCAACAGUACAACUCGAUGGAUAUUUAUAUUUUCUCCUCGUAACCUCACGUAGGCCAACAUUUCCCUCUCAUCACGGGCUUUGGACCAGUCGGGUAGAGGAUGGGGAGGUUAUCAGGUUAGGGGGUUAAGAUAACGAUAGUGGUCACCACGUCCAUCGCGAAACUUGUUGUGCAGAUGAAGCAAGACCCCCAGAAUGCAGAAUUGAAGAAGCAGCUGCAUGAAUGCCAAGCUAAAAUAACUUCGCUCAGUGAAAAGCAAAAAAAGGUUGUGGAGCAGCUGAGAAAAGACUUGCUUAUCAAGCAGCAGUCUGCAAGUACCCAGAAAAGUGCUUCGACGCCGCCCGUGCUUGCCGCCAAACCGAUAUCGCUGGUCAAGUCGACCAUUCAGGCCGCGCCACUCGCCGUGGUGACGCAAAAAGCCGCCGUCGCCAUGGUGACGUCAUUGAGUAACGGGCAGAAGCUGGCGCUGACGUCCUCUGACCUGCCGACGGCCAACCCCAUCAACCUGCAGACGACAGCGAGCAAGCUGCUGCAGGAGAAUGUGGCGAGGAUCCCUCCCAAGGCCUCGCAGCCGCAGCAGGCUCUAUCUCUGGCGUCCUCUCCUAUCAAGGUACCCCAGCUGUCCUCGGUCCACAGACUGACUGGACGUAACCCGGCCACCUUAACACAGGUGCGCCCGAAGCCAAACUCGGCGGCCGUGUCGCCGGUGCAGGGCGGCGGCCCCCAGGCGUCGCUGGUGCCGCUGCACAAGGCGCACGCGUUGCUGGCGGUGCGGGGUGCGUGCGGGGUGCAGCACGUGCGCAUCGUCAACGGGCAGCAGUACAAGCCGCGCUCGCCACCUCCCACGCAGCACGCGUCGCUCGCCGCUUCCACCGCGCUCGCUGCCGCACCCUCCGCCUCCGUCACCGCCGCCCCCCCGUCGUCCGCGGCUAUGCCGCCGUCGUCCUCUGCGGCCGCGUCCUCGGCGGCGUCGGCCGCCGCGGCGGCGGCGUCGGCGGCGUCGUCCUCGUCUCCCGUGGGCGGCGUCACCGUGGUGGCUUCGGGCACGCAGCCGAGCAAGGAUGGCACCGCCAGACAGACUUCACAAACUGUCUACCGAGCAAACCUGUCGACACGGAUACUUUCGCCCAGGCCCCAGGUGGAGGCAAACCCACAGAAGGUUGCAUUCCUUGGAUCCUUGGGCCUUGUGACUCAUGAGCAAAUGGAAGAGAUCCAGAGCAGACGCCAGGAGAGGAAACGGCGCACAACGGCAAACCCCGUUUACAGCGGGGCGAUGUACGAGCCAGAGAGAAAACGCAGUGCGGUGACCUACCUGAAUAAUCCUGUGCAAACCGGCACAAGAAAAAGAGGUCGGCCUCCAAAGUACGCUAGCGUAUUGGCCGGGCUGGUGGGGCCACCCGUGCAGGCCCUGCCGUCGCCGAGUCAACCGGCCGCGCCGUUGGAGCAGGACAAGGCGGAGGGGGGUGGUGCCCCCCCUCCGUGCAGCCCGUCAGACGGGCCGGCCGCUAGCCCAGCCACGGUCUCCGACGGGGACAUCCACGAGGACUUCUGCUCCGUGUGCAAGCGGAGCGGUCAGCUGCUAAUGUGCGACACGUGCUCACGCGUCUACCACCUCGAGUGCCUGGAGCCACCACUCAAGGCCAUCCCCAAGGGCAUGUGGAUCUGCCCCAAGUGUCAGGAGCAGGUGCUGAGGAAGGAGGACGCGCUGCCCUGGCCGGGAACCCUGGCCAUUGUCCACUCGUACAUUGCGCACAAAGCAGCUAAGGAAGAAGAGAAGAGGAAGCUUCAGAAAAGGAGCAAUGAGCUGCGUCAGGAAAGAGACCAGCUGGAGCAGAAAGCGAAGAUGCUAAGCACUGCCAUUCUGAAGUGCAUGGAGGUACGCAAUAGCCUGCUGUCCAAGCAAAAGGAAGUGCAGGUGGGAAUGGAGAGAUAUCGGAAGCUGGUGCAGCUGAUUAACGGCGUGCCAGCCAAGCCGUCCAAGCCACCCGCUGCUGCCGCCCAAGCCUUGCAGGUCGUGGCAUCGACGUCAUCUCCCGUCAUCGCGACCGCUGCCACCCCUCUUCUCAUCAUCACCACGCUGACCCCUGACCUUACGGCCAUGGGAGCUCCCGUCGCUCGAGCCACUUCCGUCGCCGUUUCGACCUCCACCGGAAUCCUGGCGCAGAUCCACCCGCCGAUGGCGCCUGCGGCCCAGUUGCCCCACCAGCCGCACGCCAAGCACUGAACGCUGGGCUCCUCUCUCUCUGUCUCUCGCUGCCUGCCGCUUUGAGACGAUGUUGCUCGAAAUGCAACGACGAGAGACGCAAUGAUCAAGGAACAAAAUGGGAGACUGUGUGCACAAUGUACGUAAAAGCGCACACGGUCUCGCAUGCUGCGUGCAUCGACUCGUGAGGAAUAAACAUAAUCUCCCUCCGAUAAGUCUCAAAGGAUGCUACGUUGAGAGCUAAGUAUAUAAAGGUCGGCGUCUCCUCGAGUAUCAAGAGUGCAACGUUCUCUUAAAAUGUUGUGCAAGUGUAACGCCUUUGAGCUUUAGUAUGGAAAAGGGUAUUUUGCAUCACAAACUGAACUUUUUUGCAAAUGAUACAAAAACAAUGCAGGCAUUUGCUGGUUUCUCCUUUUCUGACUAAAACCUUUUAAGUUGCCAAGUAUGAUUUUUUUAUAUACGGUAGUAUGCAGUUACGCUCUAUAUUGGUAUAUUAAGGUAUACAUUAAUAGAUUAUAAAGUAAAUGAUUAGGAACAUUGUAUGCAUAUUUAACAGUAUCAUUUGAGUGUGAAUCCUUUUUUCUAACUGUUAGAUUUUUCAUACACAUCUGUAUUCUUUGUGGCAAAUAAGGUUAAGUGUUGUUGGUGAAUGCUUAUAGAUCUGUAUUUAACAGUUUAGACAUAAGACCUAUCAGCGGCAACUGUCUUGUUGACAAUGUAAAUUAAAACAGUGGAUCGUAAAUAUUUUCUAUCCUGUUUUCACUGCUGCAGAUAUCACAAUGUAGGAUCAAACCCUUUCUCAAUGGGUCAUGAAACUGCAUUAGGCCAAGGGCAGACGAAACAUGCUACCUUAGUCUUCCUGCUUCACUUGUGCAGCCUCAAGGCUUUAAAGGAACCACGUUAAACCUUCUGUCACAGAAGAACAAGAGCAUUUAUGCUCACCUUUUUUAAUACAUGGUACCAAAAAAUACAAACAAACAAACAAAAACCUAGCAGUUGCCAAACUAAACAAGUAUAGAGUAAUUUUUUAAUAGCAAAUGCAUAAAGUAGGAAAAUGUAUUACUAGUUAAUCAAAGUAAAGGGCAAACGGUGAAAUGACUUUUGUGUUGUAUUUGGAGUAAGUGGAGUGGAGAGAAUGCCAUAAGUUAAACGUUUAAGUAACUUGUUGGAGGGUAUUACCUGCAUCUCUGCCGGUUUUAUUUUUUCGCGACUCGUUUCUCAGAUAAUGCUGGUAACAAAAACAACAAAAAAAAUGAAUGUACAUUUUUUUAUGUUUAUAAUGUCUUUUUAUUUUCAGUUUUUUUGAUAUACACAUUUUGUGUCGGGCAGCGCUGGAACUAAAUAAUGCAGCUGUGUCAGUCUCUUUUGCGUGAAAACUUGGACAACUUCUGCCAGACAAUGUUGCGAGAGUGAUCUACGAAUUGGUCGGAUAAGCGAGGUCCUCGCAAAAAUAUAUUUUACAACGGAAUGCGUCGGGGUGUAAGAUUCCGGGGUGCUCUUAGUUUAAAGAAGCAGUCGCCACUGGAAGGGUCACUACACAUUAUGCCAGGGUCGUUGGAGCAUCACAAAACUAAAAUGUGGAUUCUCGGGACCACCCGUGCUAUCAUAUGGUCCUGGUUGUGUGUUUGGUUGCUUAUGUCAACACGAGUCAUUUAGUCAGGCUUUGCUGGAUAAACGAGCGUAAUAAAACAUGAGUGUGCUUAUUCGUCACCAAGCAAAUGGUUAUUCCAGGUAAAUAUAGUAUGUCGCAAUACGUACGCGCAUUGUAGGCUCCAGGAUCGGAGGCAAUGUUACUUGGAGUAAAAUUACUUCCUCCACAGCACUCUUGCAACAGUGGGGAGACGUGGUUACUCUUCUUUCGGACUAAAUUUAAUCUUGGAAAUGAAAAAUAUAAAAUCACACGCUAAAGAAUGCAAGCAUCUCGUUUACAUUUUUUAGUAAUUUAUUUUGUUUGUGUGACAAAUAUUUAUUUAGUUUUAAAUAAAUGUGACCAUCUAAAGUUGAGUAAAUUUGCCUGUUUUCACUUUUGUUUUUCUACUGCCCGUGUGUGUCCUGAGAAUCCCAUGGCUUAAAAUGUUGUGCCCUUGGCCAGGGGGAUGGCUGGCUUAGGCUUGUGAAAAUCAACACUGUGGUCUGUGCUCGUGCCCAAUACAACCCUAUGCAAGUUGAUUUGAACUCUCAAAAGGCAGUUCCAAACUGGUCCGGGGUUCUGUUCCCCUAAUGAAGUGCUUGACGCGAACUGUAUAUAGCCUUACCGUUAGUCUCUUCAUAGCCGUUUUGUAUAGUAGUUUUAGUAAAAUAUAAAAAAAAAUAUUUUAAAAAACCAGCAAAAAAAGACAAGCUUUUUUGUAUAUAAUUAUAUACGAAGCAUGCAGGUACAAGUACAUAUUGUGUUUAUUGCAUAUCUGAUCUUUUAGCAUGGCACUGGAGAUUUUUGUUAGAAAGAUUGGUAAAAUUUUAUAUUGGUGGACUUUGGAGAGGUUAAAUGAAUAAAAGGGGAGGCAGUUAUCAUUUUCAGGCUUAUAACGAUAUUUUCCUAUUGCUUUACUAGUUGGUUACUCAUGACAUAACAAUUUUAAUAUCUUACUAGCUUAAAUUGUAUUUAUUUCUAAAAUGGGUGGGUGGUGGGUGGGAAACAAUCGUUACACAUCUCUUUAAACUAUACUUGAACGUGGAAUAUUUGUCCAUUAUUGCAGGUUACUACUUUCCUUUUAAAGAACAUUUCGGUGGCCUGAAGUUUGGCGAGGCCAAAUUAUGGCCUUGUGAUUUAGAGUUAUCUGCCUUGGUUUGAAAGGUCAUGUUCUAAUUUCUGUGGCAUUUGACCCAAAAUCGUUUGGGGAAUCCUUUGUGCCGUUCUGUCUGGAACCGUUGUGUGCGCGCGCGCGUGUGUGUGCGUGUGUGAUAGAGCGAGAGUGAGCGAUUGUAGGAUGGACACAUGGGAUAUAUGGGCUUGGAUAAUAUGGCCCAACAUUGGACAGCCCAACUGCUUGGGUUGUUCUUCACCAGUUUGUGUGUAGGCUGAAAUUAUACUUAUAAUAUAUUGUCUCGGUUAUUAACUAGCUUAAAAGAGGAAUGACGUAGUAAUAAAAUAUACGUUGGUAGAUACUCGUCAGUUUUUUUGGGGGGGGGAAAGCUGUAUUUAUCAAAUAUGAGCAGUACCGACCACAAGUGAAUAAACCAAUUGGGACAACAUGCCCCCACCAUCGGAUGAGCGCUGCUCACAAAGUCGGCUUCUUGAUUUGGCGAUCAGCAGAACAGUUUUUUUUUUAAGAGACGGUGGCAAAUGUGCGGGCUCAAGACUUGUAUGCAUGCAGGAAUACGCUACGUUAACAAAAAAAACAAUUAGUUAAAUAGACUUUCCGGUACAGUAAUGGGUUGUUACUGUGUUUGGGUACCAGUACACAGUGAGGGUAAUGCAAGCAGGCGAGUGCCUUUCCGACUAAGCUUCUCUACCUCACACAAAGAAACACGAGCAACAAGAAACAGUACAGUUACCCAUAUUUGCUGGGGUGUUGUCUUUAUGAGCUAAACAAAAUAUUGACGAGGGAUGAUGUACAUUUUGAAAGUGUUUUUUAUCUUUAACAAAAAAAACAACAUCUUUUUUGCAUGUCAUUUGUUUUUUUUUGGGAGUUAAAUUACGAAUGAAACAACAAACCCCCCCCCCCCCCACGUUUGUAAACAAAACCAAGGAAGUUUUAACCCCACGUGAGGAAAGGUAGUUUGAUAUGUUGGUAAGUAGAAAGUACAAAAAUAAUCCUUUGUACAUGAUGCUCUCCUCGAACAAGACGAGUCUCUUAAUAAUCCGUUGCGGUGGCGACGUUUCCUGUUUAAUGUUCACUUGAACUUGCCGAUGUACCCAACGGAACGUUUUGUGUAUUUUGAGAAUCUUUGCCAUUUAUAAAAUGUAAUAAUUACAACAAUGAUGAACCAUGUGACAAAUGAACGAAAUGUUUUGAAAUUAAAAAAAAGUCUUGCUUCUUUGCUUGGCAGAAGGAAUGGUGCCACGGGCUGGAUGUAGUGAAUACGCAGACUUGUCUAUGUUGGAUCGUAUGAUGUUAUUUUAGUGUUGUGUUUCGUAGAUUGAGAUAAUGCUUCGAGCAUCAAAGUUUUUUUUCUCUCUACCAUUUUUUUCAAUAAAAUCUGCCACUUUUUUUCAUGCACAAGACAUAUCAGUGGAUUAGCUGGCUUCCGACAAUGGAAUUUAUCUUAUAAUUAAAAACAUAUAUUGGUUUUUCUUUUGUUAAUAAGGAAGAAAAUACUGCGUCGCAGUCUUUAAAUGUAAUUAAAUUUGUACUCAUUCCAACCAAGUUCCAAUGAGAUGUAUUUAUAUUAUAAAACAAAAACAAGCCUUUUAUCUCGUGAAAGUAGCGUUAGGUUGAAAAAAGCUGUUUGGUGAAAUACUGUUGGAGAAUCCUUUGUCUUUAUUUGUAUAUUUGUAAUUGCUUGCCUUGAGUCACUUUGUUUACUAUUAAUUUGCUAAUUUUUGGGUUUUUUUUUUUCUUUAAAGAAUGCUUUGUUACCAGUUGCGGUGCUGACCCAGUGCUGGAGCCAUCAUGCAGGCCUUGUUUAGUUUAGUGUGAGUAGUGCUGGCCAAAAUGUGUUUGUUUUGCUGCGUUUUAGCCAUGAUGUUUUUGUGAAUGUGCAGCUGUAGUUGGAAGGCUUGGUGUUGAUUAGCUUCGCAUCCCUAGAGCCUUUUGAUCAAAUUGCAUUCAGAAUGUUAUUUAUUCAGAUCACUGUUCUUUAAUAAAUUUGAUCACAAAAUAAUAACAUUUUACGCAGA